Microthlaspi erraticum is the source of this 510-nucleotide messenger RNA. The record is from the annotation of a GenBank genome assembly. NCBI's taxonomy places the organism in Eukaryota, Viridiplantae, Streptophyta, Magnoliopsida, Brassicales, Brassicaceae.
AUGGCGGUCGUCGUCUCCAUCUUCUGUCCUAAUGCGACACUCUUGAUCUCUGAAAACCGUAAUCCUCCUAAACUUGACCAGAAAUUCAACAGUUCUCGCCUGAGUUUUCAUCAUCUUCCUCCGAAAAACAAGCAUCAAGGUCUUCGUUGCUCAUCGACGCCUUCGAAUCCAGACCCUGAAUCUCCUCAAGAUGGGGAAGAGCAAGAGAGCGUGGGAGUCAAAGCAGCUUUAGCGGUGCUGAGAUUCUACAAGAGGGAGAUAUCGCCGGUGUUACCUAGAAGCUGCCGUUACGUCCCGACUUGCAGCGAAUACUCAAUGGAAGCUUACAAGAAAUAUGGAUUUCUCAAAGGCACCGUCCUUACCACUUGGCGUCUCUGCCGCUGCAAUCCUCUCGGUGGAUCUGGAUUCGAUCCUCCAAGGUGGUUUGAUGAGAGCGAAAGCAAGCCCCAAGAAGGAGAAGCAGAAGAAGAAGCUAACUAUGGCGAUGAGGAGGAUCAAGCAGAGAUUUGA